Molecule: messenger RNA, 4743 nt
Organism: Iphiclides podalirius (scarce swallowtail)
Lineage: Eukaryota; Metazoa; Arthropoda; Insecta; Lepidoptera; Papilionidae
Source: the annotation of a GenBank genome assembly
AUGUCCCUCUUUCACUUAGUAACGGAGACCAUAUGGGCUAUACGGCUGAGCGACCCAACGAAGCGCUGGAGUCUACCCAUCAAAACUAACACAGUGCCCCGUCAGUCCAAGCGGCGUUCUGUUAACCUCGGCCCUAAGACUGAAUACAAUUCAUGCGAUUCCGAAACGGACAUCUUCCAAUCCGAUCAAGAGGAAGAACUCGUAAAACUUCUAGACUAUUCCAGCCAGGACGAUGAUGUGUCCCCCUCGAUAUUUCAUGAUAACUGUGAGGAAAUAAUAGCGUAUAUCGAAGGUCUGAUGAGAGAAGUACCUGCGAAGAGCGUGAAAGACGAUGACCUGAAUCUACGAUACAACCUCAGCUCCCGUAACAGCAUAUUCGAUAUGGACUGGAGGGUAUUGAAGUACGGCGAAAAUAUAUUUUUGGGUGAACUGAAGAAAUUGGUGAACGCAGUGGUUCGGUUGGGUGAAAACGAUGAACAGAAACGGAAGGAGGAUACGUUACGUCGUAAGAAAGCCACUUCAGAUCUAGAUAACGAAAUGAAAAGGUUAUCUCAAGUUAUAGAAGACCUUGAUUCCGAAUUCAUUACUCCAACAGAGCCGCUAAAAAAAGAAAUUUCGACACAAACUACCCAAACUACAAACACUACCGUGUCAAUGACGGAAUCCGACGAAAAAACACCAACAAUAAAAAACAUAAUAUUCAAAGUGAAAAAAGUCAAACCUGUGAAUUUAGAAGACAAUUCAUAUACAGAUAUAAAAGUAACAGAUAUGCCAUCCGUUCGACCUCUUGACUAUAGAUCUACUAGUCCAGAAGAGAAACAAAAAGGCGAAACGAAUGAAAUAACAAUAAGACCACAGUCUAGAUCGAAAGAAGUGAAGUUAGAGUUUUGGAAAUUGUUCAAAGAUGACACAGAGUGGUGGAAAGCCCUGGCUAAGAGAAAUUUGGAGAAAAUGGAAGUGACUAGAAGGGAAUUAGAACGCUUCAGCGGCCAUGAGUUAGUUUUAGGAGAAAUAAAGAAUGAAAUGGACAAAUUUGAAAGGGAAAAGGAAACUUUACAGACGUUUAUCGAAGAAGUCGAUAAUUCCAAAGCCAUCAACAAAGACUUGGAAUAUAAUAAGAAAUAUGAAGACAUUGUCUUGAAACUGAUCGAAUUUGCAAAGAAAGAUUUCAUCUACAAAGGUUUCGAUCCCCUUAUUGAAAAGUUAAAAGCUUUGUCCAACGUACACGUUGAGGGCAGAAAGAAAAAAGUGCAUAUACAAGACAUCAUAAAUAUUUACAGUCAGAUUGAUGUGUCAAAGUAUACAUAUGAAGAAUUGUGUCUUCUUGAAAAGUACUAUAAAGAAGUAAUUAGACGAUACAAACAAGAAUCAGGCAUUAAAGAACAGGAAAACCCUAAAAUCGUUUACACUACCGAACCGAAAAGAGACGAUGUACAGUCCGCGCCACCUUCUUUCAAUAGAAACGUAAUCUUAAACGUCCAUUCCAGUCAAAAUCUAACCAAAAACGUAAACCACUUCAGUAACACAACCAUUACUAACGGAGACACGCUAAAUCGAUCAAAAACUAACAAGCAAGAUUCUAGGCACAACUUGGAAAUCUUUGACAUGACUCGUACUUACCCCCUGGAGUACUACGCCAACAAUUGGUGGUCCAUUUACGAAGAUAUCCUGAAGAACCGUGAGCAACAAUUCGGUACUAUCGACAAUUGGUGGAAUUUCUACGAAGCAAUAUUGAACAAGAAGGAGACGACCGAAGAGGAGCUGAGUAGAAUUCGAGCGAUAAUGGAAUUCAGGAACAACACGAGGAGGUCUAGACCUAACAGUCGAAUGGAGGAGCAGCUCAGAAUGCUGGACGAGAUGACGAACAGCAGAUUCCGAGAGAGCGAGGAUGUGACGACGCGCGACAACGACUCGGUAAUGGUGACCAAUGUGACAUCACUGCUAAAGACAGUCAAGGCCGUAGAGGACGAGCACACGCGCGGAACCAGAGCCCUCGAGUCCACGAUAGAAGCAAUCUCUCAGGAAAUAGAGGUGCUGAUGUCGCCCUCGCCGCCGAAGAGCACCGCAACGCCCGAAGAGCUGGUGCGGUGCACGCGGCUGAUGACGGCCGCCACGGCCCGCGCUGUCGCCGCUGGCAGCGCAGCCGGCGCCGGCAGCCAGGACCAGCUCACGGCCGCCGCCAAUUUAGGGCGGAAGACCGUCGUCGACAUGAUGGUCGCCGCCAAGGGCGCGGCGCAGGCGGCCGAGACGGAGGAGCUGCGCGCGCGCACGCUGGAGACGACGCGCGCGGCCGGCGAGGCGUUCCGCGCCCUGCUGCAGGCCGUGCUGGCCGCGCCCGGCGGCGCCGCCCGCUCCCACCUGCCCGAGCUCUCGCGCAGGGUGGCGCGCGCCGUGGCCGACAUGCUCGCCGUCGCGGAGCUCCUCAAAGGAUCGGAAUGGGUGGACCCCGAGGACCCGACGGUGAUCGCCGAAGCGGAGUUGCUCGGCGCGGCUGCGUCCAUCGACGCGGCCGCCAGGAAGUUGGACGCCUUGCGACCGCGCAAGCCGCCGAAACUACAGGAGACUGACGAAACUCUGAACUUCGACGAGAUGAUCCUGGAAGCUGCCAAAUCCAUCAUCACUGCCACGUCCGCCCUCGUAAGAGCCGCAUCGGCAGCUCAACGUGAGCUUAUAGACCAGGGCAAGGUGGCGCGCCGGCCCGAGUCCUCGUCGGACGACGGCCAGUGGUCCGAGGGGCUGGUGUCGGCGGCGCGGCUGGUGGCGGCCGCCGCACACGCGCUGGUGGAGGCGGCCAACGCGCUGGUGCAGGGCGCCGCCUCCGAGGAGAGGCUGAUAUCGAGCGCCCGCCAGGUCGCCUCGUCCACGGCGCAGCUGCUCGUCGCCUGCAAGGUGAAGGCGGACCCGUCGUCGGAGUCGACGCGUCGGCUGCAGUCGGCCGGCGCGGAGGUGAUCCGCUCCACGGACAACCUGGUGCGCGCCGCCCGCGACGCGAUCCACUGCGACGACGAGCGCAGCCUCGUGCUCAACCGCCGCAUGGUGGGCGGCAUCGCGCAGGAGAUCGACGCCAGAUCCGAGGUGCUUCGCAUUGAGAAGGAACUGGAGGAGGCGCGCGGCCGCCUGACCGCCAUCCGCCAAGCGAAGUACAAGCUCAAAGCUGGAGACACCUCCGGAGACGACACGGACACCGAUGUACAUCUAGCGGGCUACUCCAGCGACGCGUCCACUCACCACAGAUUCAAGACGCCCAACAGCAGCUUCGCGAACACCACGUACAGCCCCAACAGCACCUACUCCACGCACAACGCAACCAACGUCACCCAGAACACGACCAACAUAUCGCACCACGUGUCCAGCCUCAACCAGUCCGUGCACGGCGGCCCCACGAGCCCGGGGGCGAAGCCCGAGCCGAGCCCGCAGCCCUACAGCGCUAACGGCUACCAGCGCGAGGAAAAGCACACCCAAGCCCAGAGCCCCACCUUCUCCAGCUUCAGACCCCAAGAGGAGACCCCCAAGCAGAACUACGAAGGUUUCACCACACGAGAAAAUACGACCAGUAAUGAUAGAACGAUGAAACACGAGACGAGCGUGACGGAGGAGACGGUUGUCGUGAGGUCGUUGCAGCUGCCGGAGGUGCGUACGGCGUAUUUGGUAUCGGACGACGCUACGGAGGGCGACCGAGUGUUCUACAGGAGGGAGAGGCCGCCGCCGCCGCCGCCGCGGCGCGUUUCCCUACUAAACUACGAGACCCGACUCUACGACACACCGCGACCUAUUAACGAGUACAGUAAAACCGAGGAGCAGCGCCAGUUCGAGUCCAAUCAGUUCUCGAAACAGGAGCAGCGUUACGGCUACGACGCGCAGAAACUGCCGUCCCCGCUGAGCCCGAAAUUCAACGCCAGGGACCUCAAGUUUGACGAAAGACCCGAGCCGAUUUACUCCUCCCUCAAGAAGCCGACCACCCCCAAGUCGCCCUUCGACGGCGUCGGCCAGAGCUUCGCCGAACAUCAGAAGUCCACGGAAACAAUACCGGGCGGCACAAAGCAUUCCGAGUACACCGUCAAGAGCGAAUCGUACCAGAGCUACCCGAAGACCGAGUUCAUCUCGACCGAGACCAGGCAAGAAGUGAAGUCUCCAUUCGCAACCUCCACCCCGACGAAAUUCGAGACCGGCCAGUUCACGGAGUUCACGAAGAACUCCACGGACCUGGUGAAAGCGCCAACGCCCACCUACGAGAGGAUCGCCUCACCGUACGGCAAGGAGGUGCACAGCUACGGCGGCCCCAACUACCUCGAGGAGACCACCACGGAGGUGAAGGAGAUACCGAACGGCACGCAGAAGAUUACCACCACAAAGAUUUACAGCUCGUCGCCAGUCAACAUGACGAGCACCAGCACGAAGUACGAGCCGAUCAAGCUCGAAGGAAUCGACGAGCUGUCGAAGUCCUUCGACAACGAUUCGAGAUACAGCACCCUGGACUCGCGCUUCAACACCCUGGACUCGAAGCUCAGCUCGGACACCAGCCGCUCGUUCAUGCGGCCAUCUGAAUUCGCCACCUCCGACUACCAGGCGACCAGCAGCGUCAAGGUCAAGAAGCCCUCCGACCUGCUGAAGGAAAUCGACAGCGUGGACAAGAAGUUCGCCAAGCAGACCAUCACCUCGGAGACCAUAGAGCGAAAAUCCGUGAUGACCAGCUCGCACAAGUCCGAAACCAGCUCGACCGUUACAAAGAAGUUUGGCAACUUC